Molecule: messenger RNA, 4792 nt
Organism: Columba livia (rock pigeon)
Lineage: Eukaryota; Metazoa; Chordata; Aves; Columbiformes; Columbidae
Gene: DIRAS2
Product: DIRAS family GTPase 2
Exons: 3
Coding region: 683-1282 (199 amino acids)
Biological process (GO): signal transduction
Cellular component (GO): plasma membrane
Molecular function (GO): GTP binding; GTPase activity; GDP binding
Source: RefSeq, a predicted model, not a curated record
ACAUAUAUAUUCCACGGUUAUUCAGUAGGUGGCAGCUAAAAGCCUGCAUGAGCUCUGCAGACGCCAUUUAGGCAGCAGCACCAGCAGAGGCUGGAGCCAGCCCACCCAUAAAAGCAGAAAGAAAGAGGCGGCAGCCGAGCCGAGCGCAGCACCAGCCCCUGCGCGGGACCGCGGGAGGCGCGGAGCCGCGGAGCGCAGGGCGCGCAGCAGCCGCGCAGGCAGCGGGGAGGCAGCAGCCUGACCCUGAGCAACGCAGGGACCCCGCGCUGCUGGAGGAAACCCGGGGCAGAGAGGGUCAACAGCUGGCGUGAUGACAGGCACAGACUGAAGAGUGUUUGGAGCUUUCUCUUCCUACACAGGUCUCUGAGAGUGACAGUAACUGCAGUGUAGAAGAGAUGGAAGGGGUGAAGCUGCCUUCUGCCUGAAGCCAGGCUGGGCAGGCAGAGCUGUGACAACUCUCCGCUUUGCCUCAGGAUCAGAAUACCCAGUUGCACUGCUUAUUCUGCCUACAGUGUGGCAGGUGAGGAAUUCAAGUCCUUCAUCUAUUUACAUUAUGUAAAGACAGAUGUUUUCAGCUUACUCAUACAUUAGAAUUGGGACAAAAAAGAAUACCGUGGACAAGAAGGAGAACAGAAUCAAGAUCUUUCCUGCUAGCUGAGCAAAACACACACACAAGAGAAACAUGCCUGAGCAAAGCAAUGAUUACAGGGUUGUUGUGUUUGGAGCAGGAGGAGUGGGAAAAAGUUCUUUGGUCUUGAGAUUUGUGAAGGGCACUUUCAGAGAGAGCUACAUCCCUACCAUCGAAGACACCUAUCGGCAGGUGAUCAGCUGUGAUAAGAGCAUAUGCACUUUGCAGAUAACUGACACUACAGGGAGCCAUCAAUUUCCAGCCAUGCAACGUCUUUCCAUUUCUAAAGGACAUGCUUUCAUUUUGGUUUACUCUAUCACCAGCCGACAGUCCUUGGAGGAACUCAAACCAAUCUAUGAACAAAUAUGUCAGAUUAAAGGAGACGUAGAAAGCAUUCCAAUAAUGCUGGUGGGGAACAAAAAUGAUGAGAACCAAAAUCGAGAGGUGGACAGCAGUGAAGGAGAAGCCAUGGCUAAGAAGUGGAAAUGUGCCUUCAUGGAGACCUCUGCCAAGCUGAACCAUAACGUGAAAGAGUUAUUCCAAGAAUUACUAAAUCUAGAGAAACGCAGGACUGUGAGCUUACAAAUUGAUGGCAAAAAAAGCAAGCAGCAGAAACGGAAAGAGAAGCUGAAAGGCAAAUGUGUGGUGAUGUGAAAUUGCUCUGUCAGAAGUCAGUCAUAUAGUCUCACCUCUCUGACAACACCCAUUUAAAACCUAUAGACAGCAAACAACACAUGACACCCUAUUUAUCAGCAUCUGUUUUAAAAGAGAUAUUUGGAAUUUGAAAAAAAUAAGUUAUUGUGGUUACUAUGAAAAAAACCCAACAAUUAAAAAGUAGUGUACUCUAGCUAUCAGUGAAGAAAAUCAGGAAGUAAAAGAUGGUCCAGCAUAUCUUACUUUUGUAAUUUACAGAAGAAAAGAAAUUUCAUUCUUAGCAUAAUGUGAAAGAUUUGGAAAGUGAACUUCAUAUUAUUCAUGUUUGCAUACACAAGAAGAAUGUCUGAUGUUAGAAAACAAACAAACAAACAGACAAACAAAUGGCUGUGAAGAAACCUAGAAGGUAUAAAUGCAUGCUGGGUGGCACCAUCACAUCCUUUGAGAAUGCUGUGGAAAAACAAAUCUGUGCAAUUUUCAUAACUGACUGUUGGGGCAGUGCAUAUAAGGUAGCCUCAGCUAUGCCAAAUAAACAAACUAUUUCACACUAAAAGGAAGUGUGGGGAUAGCACAGUUGAAAGGAACAUAUAUUCUCUUUACCCUCCCUCAUGAGAUUUCUUUCUAGUGUCAUGUACUGUUUGAGCCAUGGAUGAAGAAAAGCCAUCCCCUGUAGGAGACACGGAGAUCAUCUCCUUUUCUGGACCCAUUGCUUCAAGAAUGACUUGUGCUUCUGUCCCCAAUAUGUUUCAGAAGAGGAGAUAUAUGCCUGUGGAGAAUAUCAGAUUUUAUAAAAACAGUGCACGUAUACAAACAUAAAGCUUCCUCAAGGAGGACUGACUGGGGAGUCCCCUACAAAAGCCUUUAUGGGAAAUAUGCUGCCGAUGGUUAAAUGGACACACAGUGUGAUUAGUGAAUAAACAUUGAUUAGUCCAUUGAACUGGUGGUACUCUUGGAGAUGGGUCAGUGUAGUAUACAAAGUUUUAAUUAAAAUUACCAGAUUAGCUGAAUGAAACUUCUUUACUGUAUUCCAAUUAGAAUGAUUUUGCAUUCAUGCCCUACUAGAUCUCUUGCCUUCGUAUUGUCUGAAGCAUUUUAUAUUUAAAUUUAAACUCAUUAUUUGAACUGCUGUGACUAUUUAUAGAACCAAAUCCUACAUCUGGAGUUAGGGCCCACAAGAGUCUCCAAUAAAAGAUUUGCUGAGAUAAGUCUUACAGGAUUUGGGGUAUUACAACAAGAGUUGUAGUCAGUACUGUGUUACAAUGCAAUAUAAAGUUCAGAACAGAAAAAAAAUCUGUUUCAAAACACUCUUUCAGGUGAAACUGCUCUUCUCAAAAUCUUUGGAAGGGGGAACAUGCAUAAAAUGCAAGCUUUUCUAGAUGUCUCUACAAAGCUUUUCAAAAAACUAACAUGAAUAAGUAAAGUGUGUAUGCUACUGAUAGCAAAGACCAUCUAAGAUAAAAGAAGCACAUACAUUUUUUUAAAGGACAUGUCAAAAUUGUAUAAGCUACACUUUGCACCUUAGGAACUGCUUUGAAAAAAUAAAAAAACUACCAUGCUUUCAGUAAAUGUUUAUGUCAAAAUCAUAGUAUGGGAAAACGCAGUCAAGUACUAGUAUUAUUAGUAUGCAUGCUGUUGCAUUAGGAGCUGUUCAAAUGCAGUAUUUGCAUUAAAUAUUGUUACCUUGUUCCUUUCAGAGUUAUUGCUUGCUUACCUUUCAACUUUAAAAUAAAAGUGCAGACAUUUCACAGGUAGAGUGAUAGCAUACAUUUCUUUGAGCAAGAAUUGUUACUAGCACUUUCUAGAAAGGAGCACAACUUUUGUCAUUAAUUCAGAAGAAAUUCUUGAACCAUUAAAAUCAAGCAUAAAACUCCCACUGAUUUCAAAGAAGACAGGACUUUGUGUGUUUAUUACAUUAGAGGAUAAAAUUAGAGAAAUAAUGAAAAAAACCCUAAGGCUCUUCAUUAACAAUACAUUACAUGAUGCUUUUUCUCCAUAAAUCUCAAAGCACUUUACAAAAAGACAGCAUCAUUAUCUCAACUUCUCAUGCGGUGAAACUGAGGCACGAAGAGAGGAAGCAACAGCACUGGGGCUACCCAGCAGGCCCAAGAACAGAAGCAGAUCGCCUCAGUUCCAGGCCAGUGCUCUCUCUGCGUUUGGUCAGACUGUCUCUUCACGUUCUUAAAUUGUUUCUAAAGUGCAUAAAAAAAGCUGGUACGGAUUAUGCAGCUAAGUGUGUCUUUUUUCUUUUCAGUCUGUCAAUAGAUUAAACAGUGUUUCCAGAUCAGGGAUGCAAAACCUUUGAAAGCACCGUGUUUAGUAAGACUUUUAUAAAUGUUUACACACCUCCUAUGUUUGUAAGCAAAUGACUAACAAUACUCAUCUUCACAGCACUGGAUUCUACUAACGAAACUGGAAAAACCAAAAGAAUGAUGAUACCUAAGGGGCGAUGGGUCACAUACUGAGAUCUGAAGUGCAGAGGUCACCCACUGAUACUAACAAGUGGGUACCAGAAGUCAUCGUGCGUGGCACGUUCCUCGGCAGCCAGCAUGGAAUAAUGAUAGAAACUCAAAGAAAAAAAGGCCAUAGACAAAGGUCCUUUUUAACGUUAUUACUUUAACUGAAGGAACUAUUUCCAUAGUAAAGAAUCUUGCAGAAGUAGAAUAUUGGGGAUCUGAAUUACUCAAAAGCUUACAACUGCAAGACUAUUACAGGCUGAAAUUUGGCCUGGGACUUUUUUUGAAUGUGCCUCAUAGCAAGAGAAGAGUAAUUGUAUGGCAAAGGUGGAAAUCAAACUAGUAGCUGCCAGCUGUUUGGCUUGAGGACCUUUCCUUUAAUUCCCAGUUGAUUCCUCACCUGCUACGUAAUAAGCCAUGAAUUAUUUCAUGGACUUGCAUGCAUUUAAGCAAGGCCAGAACAGAAGCAAUAUUACUUAUGGACCACAGACUCAAAAGAGAACUUAUUUUGUAACCUUGCAUUGUCAUCCUAGUUUAUACUACUAGAUUUUACAUAUCUUACAUACUCAUGAGCUGCUUUAAAGCAUUUGUUUUGCUCUGUUACGAUUAUGUGGGUUUUUUUGUUUGUUUUUGGAUUUGUUUUGUUGUGUUGUUUUUUUCUUUUUUAAUAAAGGGGAUAAAAAUGUAAGGUAAAUAAAGAAAAUAUACAGCUUUAUUACAUUUAGUCUUUUGUUUGGGAAUGUGAUAUCAGUAUAAUGAGCUCUUUAAAUGUACAAAAAACAUGACGUAUUUAAAACAUGUAAGAUCUACAGUACCUUUUAGCAUCCAAAACCCAUGAUGUAGACAAAAUGACUCUUUACAACGCAUGACUUUUGUAUGUAUGUAUGAAAUAUUAAGAUAUGUAGUUGUCAUGAAAAUGUGUUGUUGCAAUUUCAUUAGCAAAUAUUUUAUUCAAAAACUCUGGAUAUGAAGUCACCUGUGCCUACAGGUUUCUAUGUUUCUGGUGAAGUCCUGAACAUACAAAAUAAAGUUUUAAAUGGACACAACUUUGGAAGAA